Messenger RNA from Batrachochytrium dendrobatidis JAM81, 456 nucleotides. RefSeq lists its product as uncharacterized. The transcript has 2 exons. Bases 1 to 456 code for a protein of 151 amino acids. NCBI's taxonomy places the organism in Eukaryota, Fungi, Chytridiomycota, Chytridiomycetes, Rhizophydiales. The record is from RefSeq and is a predicted model, not a curated record.
AUGGAGUUUCUUGGAGCCUAUACAUUACAACUUCCUGGAGGACUGAUUCCCCAAAACAUCCUAAUGAAACUAGAUAAACUUCCCAAAACGAUAUGGUAUACUGGAAAAAUAAAACCAAUACGCCAGAUUCUCAACACACUCCCAAAAGAAAAGCAAGAUAUUAUUCAGUAUGUUGUACAACUCAUGUAUGAUGCCUUUUACUUUGAGCAAGCGUUUCUUGUCAACAUCAUUCAACACACCAGUAUUAGUCCUAAACGACUUGCAAUCAUUCAACAUCAUGUUCAAAAACAAACGGUUCUUACUCAAGGUGGAUCAAGUCAUCCAGGAUAUCAGGGCCCUGUUGAUAAUCUUGAGCAAAAUAUUUUGUUCAAUCUCAUUCGAGCGAUCGAGCGGGGAUUAUAUCAUGCUACUCCUACAACUGGUGACAAAGGACGCGGGAAGAAAUAUCGAGUUUGA